CAGACGAAGUCGUAGUUUAGAGGAGCCAACUUAUCAGUGAACUAAAUGGAUAUUAUAUAGUAAUUACUCACGGAGAUUUAAGCCCCAAAUCAAGUUUUCGAUCCUAACUGUGUGCGAGGGAGUUGUAAGCAGCGCCUCGUGUAACGUGGAGGAAUAAGUUACAUGCCGCUGCUGUGGUCGGCGGAGUUGUAACGCUCGCCAGGAGAAUAUUGUGUGUGUGCGGCGGAGGCCACAGUAUCAGACAUCAUGUUGGUGCCCAGUGAAGGUGUCUCUAGCGGCUCAGGCAAGCUUGUAGCUGCCCUUGAGCAAUUCUACGCCGAGCAGGUGUCUAAGAGGCGUAUGAUCGUCGCGAAAAGGGUGGAAGAAGUCGUACAAGUAGCACAUGACCUCAUGAAGCAUGUUGAAGCGCAGGAGCCCCGCUGCCUCUCCACGCUCACCCAAACCGGCGGUCGGUGGGAGGGUCUCAUAAUUCAGUCCCCAAACGAGUACCAGGUUACUAUCUACCUCAAUCAAAUGGGAGAAUUUAAUCUCGUAGACGACGGAACUGUACCCGGAAGUGCCGUGUUAAAGUUAAGUGACGGACGAAAGCGUUCUAUGUCGCUCUGGGUAGAGUUCAUCACGGCUUCAGGUUACCUGUCCUCACGCAAGAUGCGCGCCCGCUUCCAAACCCUGGUCGCCCAGGCCGUAGAGAAGUCCCAGUACCGCGACCAGCUCAGGAUGGUGGGGGGGACGUCAGAGGUUCGCGUCAGAAUUCGUGACACUUACACUCUCGACCUCGUCCUAGCAUUCAAGUGUUAUGGCAUCUGGCCGAGGUCAGCGGCUCACUGGCCCGAGCUCUCCCUCCCCUGGCCCGGCGUCGAGCUGGCCGCCGAAGUCAAGAUGUCUGGCUUCACCCUCGUGUCGCGCGACUGCUCGCACCUGGCUCGAGAGAAGGACAAGGACAAGCAGGAGGCUGCCAUCACGGCCGAGGGCGACACAUGGGUGAUGGUGUUCACGGAGGCAGAGGAUCGACUCCUUACACAAGGAUGCCGCAAGAAGUGCCUCUCCAUCCUCAAGACUUUAAGAGACCGGCACCUUGAGCUGGCCGGAAACCCCGUGAGCUCCUUCGUGCUCAAGACUCUGGUACUGUACGAGUGCGAGAAACACCCACACGAGUGGGAGUGGGACACCAUCAGCCUCGGGGACCGCAUUAAUGGUAUCCUUCUCCAGCUGAUCUCAUGCCUUCUGUGCCGUAGGUGCCCACACUAUUUCCUGCCUCAGGUGGACCUCUUCCGUGGCACUCCUCGCCAGAGCCUCACUCAGGGUGCCUCUCAGACCUGGCGACUUACUAGGGACCUCCUCACCAGAACAGAGUACCUUCAGCAGUGUUAA
Penaeus chinensis is the source of this 1371-nucleotide messenger RNA. Its product is annotated as protein mab-21-like 2. The record is from RefSeq and is a predicted model, not a curated record. The coding region runs from base 247 to 1371 and encodes 374 amino acids. The transcript has a single exon. Lineage: Eukaryota; Metazoa; Arthropoda; Malacostraca; Decapoda; Penaeidae.